Xenopus laevis (African clawed frog) is the source of this 2339-nucleotide messenger RNA. RefSeq names its product relaxin family peptide receptor 2 S homeolog (gene rxfp2.S). Lineage: Eukaryota; Metazoa; Chordata; Amphibia; Anura; Pipidae. Bases 138 to 2339 code for a protein of 733 amino acids. The record is from RefSeq and is a predicted model, not a curated record. The transcript has 18 exons.
GCUCAGCAAUGUGAGAAGGCUGCACAGGGGUUUCUGUAUCAGAGUAGCUCCUGAGGUGCCCAAAGAAGCAUAACUCUAAUUUCUGGAAAGCUAUUUCUUCUACUGUGCUACGUCCCAUUAAGGUCAUUCAGAAGACAAUGAUUAUUUUGCUGCACCUGAUUAUUUUCCUGCAAGUAAAAGAUUCCAUUACUGAUACUGAAUGCAGAAUGGGGUUUUUCCCCUGUGGAAAUCUAACUUUAUGCCUCCCAAGGACAUUUCACUGUGAUGGUGUAAAAGACUGUGAGAAUGGGGCAGAUGAGGAGUAUUGUGGGGACAACAGUGGAUGGGCAAAUAUUUUCUAUGAAGUCCAUGGAAAAAGCAAUGAUGUCCUUGAACCACAAGAAUGCUGUCUUUCCAGGUUCCCGGAAAGCUGUGAGUGCAAGGACACCGAGCUGGAGUGUGUAGAUGUCAAUUUAGAAGCAGUACCGUAUGUCUCCAGCAAUGUAACACUCUUAUCUCUAAAGAGAAACAAGAUUCAUGCACUUCCAGAUGAAGUUUUCAUAGGCUAUCAUGAUUUAACCAAGUUGUUUCUUCAACACAAUUGUUUGAGAAAUAUAUCCCAGAAGGCUUUUUUUGGAUUGUUCCAUCUACAGCGACUAUACCUGAGUAACAACUGUAUUAGUUAUCUGCAACAAGGAAUAUUCAGCCACUUGCGUGAACUCAAAUGGUUAAUCCUGGAUGAGAACCCAAUAAUUAAAAUUUCACAGGAUAUUUUUGCUGGAUUAAGGUCCCUGUUUUUUCUAUCAAUGAUAAACAAUUCUCUGGAAGCCCUCCCUCAAAGGCUGUGCGCCCAGAUGCCGCUUAUUAACUGGAUGGAUUUUGAAGGUAACAGAAUAAAGACUUUGGAGAGCUCCAGCUUUGUGACAUGUAACGAGCUGACUGUUCUGUUUCUACGUGGAAAUCAGAUCAGCUUAGUAAAAGAGAAUAUAUUCUCCUCAUUAAGAAGCUUAGCAGAAAUAGAUCUCUCAAACAAUUUAAUCACCCACGUGCCUCUCUCGAGUUUUAAAGAACUGAAUCACCUUCAGAAACUAAAUCUGGGCUGUAAUCCUCUCUCACUUCACACUGAGCAAUUUGAAAGUCUGCAGCAUCUUCAAUCACUAGACCUGGAAAAAAUCGAAAUUCCCAAUAUAAGCACAAGAAUGUUUCUGCCGAUGAAGAAUCUUUCUCACAUAUAUUUUAAAAAGUUUAGAUACUGCUCCUAUGCACCCCAUGUACGUGUAUGCACACCCCUAACUGAUGGGAUAUCAUCUCUUGAGAACCUUUUGGCAAACACCAUUCUCCGAGUAUUUGUUUGGGUCAUUGCUUGCAUUACAUGCUUUGGGAACAUCUUUGUUAUUGGAAUGAGAUCGUGUAUCCAAUCAGAGAACAAGACGCACACAAUGUCAAUAAAGGUCCUGUGCUGUGCCGAUUGUCUUAUGGGAAUCUACCUCUUUUUCAUUGGAGUAUUUGAUGUAAAGUACCGGGGACAGUACAAGAAAUAUGCGCUGCUUUGGAUGGAAAGCCUCCAGUGCCGAAGUCUUGGAUUCCUGGCCAUGCUCUCUACUGAAGUCUCAGUUCUGUUGUUGACCUUCUUGACUUUGGAAAAAUAUUUAGCUAUUGUUUUCCCAUUCAGUAAUAUUCGACCAGGAAAACGUCAAACACUAAUAAUCCUUAUAUCACUAUGGGUAGUUGGAUUUAUGAUAGCUAUUGUUCCAUUUUGGAAUGAAGACUUUUUUGGAAACUACUAUGGAAAAAAUGGAGUUUGUUUUCCUCUUUAUCCUGAACAGACAGAAGAAGCUGCUGGGCAAGGAUACUCCCUUGGAGUGUUUUUAGGUGUGAACUUGUUAGCUUUCAUCAUCAUAGUGUUUUCCUACAUCAGUAUGUUCUGUUCAAUUCAAAAGACUGCCCUUCGAACAUCGGAAGUCAACAGUCAUAUCCACGCUGAUGUUGCUGUCGCCAACCGAUUCUUCUUCAUAGUAUUUUCCGAUGCUGUUUGCUGGAUUCCAGUUUUCCUCCUAAAAAUACUCUCGCUUUUUCGGGUGGAAAUCCCUGGCACUGUUACCUCAUGGAUUGUUAUAUUUAUCCUCCCUGUGAACAGUGCCUUAAAUCCCAUUCUCUACACACUAACGACAAGCUUUUUCAAGGAGAAACUCAAGGAACUAUUGCACAGGCAGAGGAGAAGAUCGGUAUUCAGGAACGAAAGGAAAAGUUUAUCUACUUCUUUGGUCUGGACAGAAGAAACCGUAGCUCAGCAUUCUUCACUCAAACUUGGAUUUCUUCAUAAAAAAUCUUUAGAUGAGGGCAUUAUCAAAACGACAUGA